GCUUCUCCCAGGCUGACGUCAGCUGACUGCUCUCCUGCUCUCCGCUCUCCGCUCCUCCGGACACAGCGCCGCGGAAAAAUGCUGCUCUCUGUGCCGCCAAGGACAGGAAUCAACCCUUACAACGGCUUCACCAGCAAAAACAGCAAAAGGGUAAAGAAAACAACACCAUCGCCUACUUUUAUCCUCUCUUUGUGAUACAUUGAGUGAUUUCUCGGUGUGUUCGAGCUCUGCCUCUUUAGUUAAAGCUGCUCGGCUGUUUAAGCUGCAGUGUCCUUGAAAGUAGAUCACAGGCGACGUUUUAACUGUUACACGCUGUUGCAACCAAUACUCGCGGCUUUUCGGUUUGUUGUUUACAUUAUUUUGUUAAAAACUACCCAAUGGCCCGUUACAUAGUUGCCUGUAGAUUAGCUACUUCAGUUUGCUUUCGCUUUUUUUCCCCGUCGCUGAUCUCUUCCUCUAUCCAGCCUGCACUCAUAAAUGUGGGGUAGAUGCUCCUAAGGCUUGAGCAAACAGAAACACUUUAUUAUGUGACUUUUUGGUUAUAUCUAUGGUCUCUUAUUAACGGCAUUUUCCCCCAGAUUUUGUUUUCAUUUAAUUAACCACAAGUUGGUAAAGUUUUUUUUUUCCUCUUUUACGCGUUACGAUAUAUACCCCACCCCUUCAGCCCUCCUAAUGAUGACUGAGAGGGUUUGCAUGGAAAGAGGAAAGUGACAUAGCCCGUGUAAUCAGUCUAAUGUACAAGUUAUGUGUGGAUAUAUAACAUCUCACCCGUGGAGCAGUGACAACAGAGCUUGGCCAAGACAGAAGAGUAUUGAUUUGCUUGUCUCCCUUAUAUGAAUAAUUCAUGAGAAUACAUCUUUGUCCAUUUUCAACCUCUCUUAUGUCAAGACUUGUUACAUCCAAGGACAUUGAGAUUUAACAGCAUUGUUGUAAAGAUCUGCAUGGAGUAUUCUGACUGGGAAUUUCAUUGCAGAAAUUGUCUUUAAGUGAUGGAGAUUAUGUGUGACUAGAAAGGGAUAUGAAGUAUGUUGACACCUUCCCGCAGCAGCAUUUCUUAAGAAACGUUUGAAGUAAGCUGAAAUCAAACACCUCCCUCCAUCUCUGUUAUUCCUUCCCCUGCCUCACGGCUGGCAGGAAUUCAGAUUGUUCAGAUUAAUGACCUGGAAUUCCUGGAAUCCUGGAUUCAAACAAUGUGCUCACUUCAAGAAGGCUUCUGCUAACACAAACCUUUUCCUUGAAAGAAGACACACAUCCUUUUUUUUUUCUUUUUUUUCUUUUUUGUCAAGGCACCAAAGUCACACAAGGGAAAGUCUUGUAAAUUCAGCGUCAAGUGGUAACCCCUGGUCUGUGUCUUUUACUACAAGAAAAAGGGCGGAGAAAAGAAAGGAUUAAGAGACCCCCCCUCCUCUGCUUUCGAUUAACUCCCCCCUCUUUUUUCUCUCCCCCCUGUGUUUCACAUACCUUGAUUUCUUGUCUGUCAGUGGUUUGGUUCACAUGGAGAAGAGAGCCCUAGAAUUGCUUCAUACUUGUGAGUCUUUUGUCCACAUAACUGACUUUCUGCUCUCAUCCGUAGGCUUAAUACCUGUAGUAAUAUACCUGUUGAGAAAAGACUUUUUUAAGAGCACAUUGAGAUUUUUCCCGCAUUUUCUGAUUUUAUUUAACUGGAAUAAGGUGCUUGACAAGAGAAAGAACUCAUACCUUUUUGGACGCCAAGGAUAUUCAACACUUUUUAAAUUUCUUUCUUCAAAAGCUUUUUUUCUUGCAGCUGCAGAAACAAGAUUUUUUUUCCUUUGACAGUAUGAUCUUUACAUUGCCAUUUAAAGUGUCUUUAUCAAAGCAGGUAGGAACACACGUCUAAGACUUUUCUCUCCAAAUAUAGUCAUGUCUGUUUUCUGGCAUUACUUCAUGCAUCAAUGAAACGUUCCUGUGGUAACCAGGUUACAACAGGUUUCCAGAUUUAAAUAUCUUAUGUAUUUAAAUUAGGGGUGUCCCGUUACGAUAUUGAUAUUGGAUACCAGUCCCAUGUCAGCCAGAAAACGAAUAUCGGAUUAUAUCGGCCUGCAUCUAAAAUCUCCGAUAUCAGCACUCCGAUCCAAGCAGUCUAUUCCAGACUCCAUUCUGGCACCUCUAUUUAGCAGCGCCUUGAUCCAGCAAGCUGAGCCCACAAAAUCACAACAACAGUGUGUACUAAGGUACUAACAAAGUAGAAAGGAGCAGGAGUGUUGUUGGCCUUGUGGCAGUAUUUUUUGUUCAAGUCUGAAAAAGACAUUGCAGCUGAGUGAGAAACUUGUCAUGCAUAAUUUUGUGUCAUAACGGAUCAAUAUCGGUAUCGGUCAAUAUUGAAGGCUACAAUAUUGGUAUCGUAUCGGAAGUCAAACAGUUGUAUCAGGACAACCCUAAUUUGAGCAACAUUAGUAUGAUACUUCUCAAGAAGACAAGCAUAUGCAUAAACUGGUAUGACGAUAAAUGACUAAAUGGUUUGAUUUUUAGAGGACUUUAUUAGCUUGGUCUAGCUUCUAUGAUAGCAUUGGCAAUGAUGUCUGCUUUGUGUCUGACAAUCAGGCUCAUACUUUUGCUGUUAUUAUUAAGGCAUACUCUGAGCACUUGUUGUUCCCCCUCAGAAGAAAAAGUCCUUGAAUCACCUACGCUCCCUACAGGCAUCACCUCUGCUCCCUCUAACUGUAAUCACCUCAUCAGUCUUCAGCUGCUGCCUUCUGCACUCACUCUCUGCAACAUGCUGGUGGCCCUUAACUGUAGUUAUGGUUCUUGCACAGCAUCAACGAUAAUGCAAUGAGCUGACCUGUCUUCUCUGCAACCAUAACUGCAUGCUUGGCAAAAGUAAUGGGGAUGUGAGGAUUGUGUAUUUCAAGCUUGUUUGCACGGAGAGUUAAAGUAGUUGUAGUUUAGUUGCUGAGAAAAAGUCCUAAACAGGAAGUGAUCCGUUUAUUUUACUGAACAUCAAUCGUUUUGUAGGUCUGUGUGUUUCAUCUGCAAAAGCCGUGAGCUUGACAUGUCAAAAGGACACGUGAUGACUCCAAGAACUAGCUUCUUCGACAUUUAUCUAACGCCUUCUCUGCAGUAACUCUGGUCCACUUAAAGGAGGGAAACAUAAACAUGUCUGUAUUUUAGAGGAAUCCUAAGAACGCUGUAGGAGAUGACACUGUGAUAGAUGUAAGGAAGUCAAAAAAGGACAUGAAGGUAGUUAUAGACGGUGAAGACAAAAUUAGAAAGGAAAUCAGGUACAUGCCAGGAGGUCAGGUUUUAUGAAAAAGACUGCUAAGAUGUGCAACAGUGUGUGCUGAAAAAAAAGAAGUGUGAUUUCCAGUUAUGCAUGUAUGAGACUUUUGUCAUGCUGCCCGACUUUCCUUAGCUCACUGCUAUUAUUUUUCAUGCACAAUUGAGUGUGCACUGCAUUUACAAGUGCGUCAGGCAUUACCUUACAUGGGAGGUAAAACACCUGGUAUUGGGGCAGAUGGGGAGUAGGUGUGAAUCUGUCUUACUGCCAUCCUUCUCUCCAAAGGAGCCUAACAGAGCCCCCUUAAUGAGACACUACCUUCUGACUUGAGAGCACAUGAGAGGGAUUAGCAUUUUCCGCUAACAAGCUCAGAUCCCAAUUAGACAGGCCUCACUAGCUAGGCUUGGGCCCAGGCUCAGUCUUCAGUCAGAUCCUAUCUCCCAAGGCCACUGCAGGUGCAGUCCCCCUGAUAGUGUGUGGGCCUCCUGCAUUGGAGGCUCAUUGAAUCACAGCAAUCUUCUGAGUUUUACUUAUGAAUCCUUCUAUGAAUCCUGGAAUCCUGACAGUAUGAUCUUUACAUUGUCCUUUAAAGUUUCUUUAGCAAAGCAGGUAGGAAUACAUGUAGACACAGUAGAAUUUUAAACUUUCACAGACAGCUUUAAGCACUCAAGGCAGCCAGGAAGCUUGUUUUUGGUGAAGUUGGCUAGUUAUCACUUUGUUGUGAUAGUGUCCCAAAAAGUUCCUUCAAAACAUGAAAGUGCAAGUAUGAGCCUUUACAGUAGGGAUGGAAAGUUCAGCUCUUUUCAGGGAGCAGAUUCUGUUGGCCCAGCUCCCACAGAAAAACCAUCUCUUUCGACUCCAAAACCGCUCUUAAUUUAGGAUAUUUUGUAGCCCUAUAUUUCAUCUUAACUUUAACAUACAGUAUUUUUAUGAGAAGUCUCAUGACUUCCUAACUUUGUGCAAUUGUUCUGUUACAAAACCAUUCUUCCUUUUGUUUUAUAUUUUAGUCAAACAUUUUAAUUGCACAAAUUUAAAAAAAAAACUGCAAACAAGUCCACAGAACCAGAACCAAACUCAAGGAAACAGUUUUAGUGCAGGUUGGCAUUGAGAAAAGCAGAUGCCUCAGCUAGGAUGGGCUGAUCCGAUUUCUUCUCAUCCUGAUUGUCUGCCCUGUCUCUGUUUUCACAUAAUGGUAUGAUCCUAUAUCCUCACAUGUGAUUGACCACAUGGCUGCCACGCUGGCCAAUCAAAACAAAGUUCUGUGAGCAGAGCUGGGAAUGAGCACUUUGAGAGUGCAAAAAGAACAAAAAUCGGAGCCAGCUCUUCUGAUUCAUUACAAUGCAGCAGGCUCUUAGAGUCGCAUCUUUUGUGCAUGGCACAUCACUACUUUACUGUAUUAAAAUAUAACAGCUAAAAAAACUUAACUGUGAUCUUCUCCUGCAGGACUUACAACUGGAUAGCUAGCUAAAUAGAAUAUACCGUACCUGUCAAACCUUGGUCUUUAAUGUCCCAUCAAUACCAAGUUAUACUGUGUAAUGAGCUGUGGCAUCUACGCUCUAACUGCUAAAAUAUUCUUUGAAGGUACCACCUCUGUUUUCAUACAGCCGAGAUUAUGGUGGACGAAAAUUACCAACACAACUUUUGACCAAUAGGAGCUCUUCUUCUGAUAGCUGUUGUGUGAUUUAUGGGUCAGGUGGUGACAGAUUCAGGUCUGGUCAUUGCAAACAUGUUGAGUAUAAAAAAACAUUACAGUUUGAAAGUGAGACUUAUGUUUCUAUCCUUUAUCUAAACUAAAAAAGAAUUAUGGCUCACAUUUAAUUUUCAAGUUUUAUUUUUUAAGUUACAUCCCCGUGUCUCUGGAAUUAUCUGGAAGUCAGAGAAGAUCCUCCAAAGAUUGAUUUAAAGGUCAUAAUUAGCUUGAUUCCAGCGGUCUUUUGACAACCCCUGCUCUGUUAAUAAGCUGGUGCUCCAGUGCUGACCUUAUGGUGUUCAACAAGCCAUCCCAUUGUUCCCCAGGGCUGAGCCUGCUGACCCUGACUAAUCAAACAGUUCCUCCUCCGCCAACACAGGGAGGAGGGCAAGCCCGGGGGCCGGACUCAGCUGGCAUUUUACUUCUGUACCUAAUUGAUAAAGUUUAUCAGGCAUCAUGAUGUAGACCACUGACAGGAUUCUUAUAAAUAAAAACAGCUCUUAUGUAGGAUUGGUCCAUGUUUGCUCCUAUCUUUGCAUGCAUUGCUAAAAUUCCUUGUUUUUGGCAUAUUUUUGGGUAUAUUGAAGCUAAUCAUGAAAGAAGAUGCUUUCCGGAAGCAUGCAUGUAAACAGCCUUGUCUGUUUACAAAAUCAGCUUGGCAGACCUGUUGUAAUACAAUCUUCACAUUUUCAGUGCAUGCAGUCCUGUGUGAGACUGAAAAAGUUCUACUUGACUUUGAUUUAAGACCAUCUUCUCCUGAAAGAUUAGUUUAUGCAAAGUAGAGACCAGUGCCACUACCAAAAGACAGUGUUAGUGAUUGGAAUUUUCUUUUGCUGCCAAAAGCAAUAAAGAUACAUUCAAAAAGCAAAUUUAUAUGUAUUAUUUUUUCCAAAGAUUAACUUGAUAGUUACAAAUGAUAAUCUACUGUUCUCUCUGAGCGCAGUUUUGCCUGGAAACAUUUCAAAGACUCCCAGUAAAAAUAGUUUGCCAAAAACUUUCUGGCUUCCACCAACAACAAAAGGCCUUUCUUGCAGCAGCGUAGAGGUCAGCCACUUCACUCGUUCAAGCCCGAUGUGAUAUUAAGUGCUUUGUUUUGACUUUAUAAAUGGUCUCGGUUGCCAGCAUGAGACACACCAAGCGUAGUACUCAUGUACGCUAUAAACAUUUAUGGUUGACUUUUCUGCCAAAAGCAGCAUUUCUCUAAAGUCCUGCAUCACUCAGAAGUAGGUCAGUUUAAAUUAGACAUUUAAAUACAAGCUACAAUGUUGACCUUUACAAACUUAAGUAUCGGCAUGUGCAUCAUACACACUAAUUGUUACAUAUCGCCAUGAUAAGCAGGGUAUCAUAUGCUUCACAUUUACAAACAGAGUAAUAAAUCUAUACGGUAGCCUUCUUUGACGCAAGAAAAUUACUUUUACGGACCAUAGCUUUUUAUUAGAUAGAGUAAGGUCAGAGUAAGCGGGCUGAUAGUGCAUAUUGACUUGUAGAGCUACCAUUCAUUUAUCUCCCAAGCAAACAGCAUGAACAGGUGGAAAUAGAAUAGCUGCUCACAGAGGAGUGUGAUUAAUUCUAUCAGUGGACGUUUGUUUAGUGUCCUUGCCUUUACGUUGGAGAUAUUGCGAUUUCAGUUGUUGCUAAACAGAGCACAUUCACAUGCUGUAGUAGGCUAGAUUGUCUACUCAUGGAACUUGCAUGAAUAGAUCAAUGUGUGUAAUGUUUUAAUAUGAAUGUGUGCACACCCUGCUCUACAGUGUUCAGCAUAAAUGAGUACACCCCUUCAGAGUUAUCAGAAAACCUUUAGUUUCCUUUUAAAAUCAACAUUUUCUAUGUCAGACUACACAACAAAAUAUUUCCCCAAAUGUAGUCCAUUGAUUGCAAACAAGAUUUUUGAAGUUGCAUACAAAAAAAUAUAUAUUUUUUCAAUUUAAAAUCAGGAUGCAAAAAUGAGUACACUACACCCCAAUCAAAGUUCUAGGAGCAUAGCUAAAUUUUAGCUACCAUAUCCAAUUAUUUUCAUCGUAUGGUAAAUAAAAUGUGUUAAACUCAGCUUUGUCAAAACUUUGGAAAUUGUACUUUUGCUGAUCCAGAUAUUGAGUAAUACAUUACUUUUAAUAGGGGGUGUACUGACUCAUGCUGGGCACUUAAGGUGCAUGCUGUGUUUUCACUUCCACUUGUCCUUCUCUCUUUAGAAGGGAAAGCUGUCUGUUUUAUAAAAAGUGUUAGCUGAUGUGUAAAGUCCAAAUGAAGCUGCUUAGUUGCCAUUGUCAUCAGGCCUGUGACUCUGCAGUCUAAUUUGUUAUUAUCAUACAUUGUCAUUGAAGAACCCAACCACCAUUGCUCAUUUUCUGGCUUGUUGUGUCCUUUUAUGUCCUUAAUGGGUCAGUUAUUAGACCAUUAGCCAGCUGUUCUUCUUCAAUAUCAAAUUAUGCACAUAAGAAGUGAAAUUUAUCAUCCAAAACCUGACUGUUUCUUUUCUUUUAUCUGCAGCAAACGUAUGUGUCCCCAUCCAACCAUCACAUGGCUCCCCCAAGCCCCAACAACAGCCACAGUAACAACUCCAACUCCAUCAGCAAUGGCAACAGCAACAGCAGCAGCAGCAGCAGUGGGGGAGAGCAGCUGAGUAAAACCAACCUUUACAUCCGCGGCCUCCAUCCAGGGACCACAGACCAGGAUUUGGUCAAACUCUGUCAGCCGUAAGUCACCCCAAAAACCAGCGCUCUUAACCCUUACAUAUAUACCCCAUUAAUUUCACUCUUACUGCAUGCUGCGCACUAACAGGUUAUAGUCGCGGGUUCCUUUUUUAAGAGAGAACAGAGCGAUGGGUGCAUGGGUAGCUGAGCGAUUCUGGCUGCAUGACUGCAUACUUGUAUAUAGAAGUUUUAAACAGGUAUUGUUGGAAAGUAAAAGAGAUUUCCACAUUCGUCUAAAUGUUUUAAAAGGCCAUCAUUUAGUGGUCAUAUGGAAAAAACAACAACAACCAUUUGGCCCGCAAACUGAGACGUUUUAGUUUGGCGCGGACUUUCCAAAAACCAGGCACUGAAUGUUUAGUCUCCCUCGCUCACACGUCUUUCUUGUACAUUUAGACUCUUUAAAUGAUGGCUCCUCCAUACUUUAUUCUCGUAGGUUACUAUCUCUCAGUAAGACAACAAUGGGGGACUGUUAUCCUUGCACAAAGUCACAUCCUGCUGUGUAAACACCACACCGCCUUGCUCAUCAGUUUGAGUGUGACUCCUUGUGAGCACUGUGUAGUAGACAUCAAAUAGCAACAUCAUUCACUCCAUCAGAUAUCUUUGUAAGGCCCACAGUGGAAAACAUCAAAACAAGCAGGCCUGAGACGAAUGGUCUGGGUCCUCUUAAUUGAAUUCUGGAGCUUGGUGAUGAGGACCACAAGAGCAGAGUGGGGGGAAGAAAAAAGGAGGGAAUAGGAGGCUGGAGUGAUUGAAAAAUGGAGGGAGGGAGGGAGAGGCCUGCUAUUUUACAGCUGUCUGGAAGAUAUGGCUCACAUGAGGCUGCCCAACCCUGCAGGAAACGGCAAGCCCAGGGGAAAGGGAAAGACAAACAAGGGCAACGGCAUGAAGAGGGAGGUGUGUGUGUGUGUGUGUGUUUGUGCGUGGAAGGGGAUAAAGGGGGUGGACGGGGGAGAAUCAGAGGGGGAGGAGUGACUGGAGUUCAGGGUUUGUGUGUCAGGUGGUGUUUCUGUGGGGGUAGUUCUCAUAUUUCUGCUUUUACAGAGCAGAUAAAAUCACUGCAUGAAAUUUGCCUUUUAGCAGAGCACAUCAAGGCCCAUGUUAUUCUCGGACUACACAAAGACAGGAAACUCUGUCCAAUAAUAGUUAAUGGGGAACAUGCGUGUCGAUGGAGAUGUAAAACAGUAGGAACGACAGAUUGUGGAGGGAAAUUGACUUGUUUAACCCAAGUUUGAACAGGAAAUGUGUGCAUAUUAUCAGGACACUACACUCCUAAAGCUCCCCUCCCCCACACUAAGAGUUGUGUGCAGCUCUGAGAUGUACUGUGUUAGGAGUGAGGGAUGAGAAGAAGGGAUGGGGGUUGGUUCUCCAUCCCUGGCCCCUGCAGUUUUCUCUCUGGGUGCCUCACUGCCGCUCUGGUUCCUGCCCCGGUCCGUCUCUGGUGGUUGAACAUGGAUAGGCAUUGGACUGAAGUACGCUGUGCUCUCACACACAUGGCUGAGUCUGUAGCCCCUCUUUUCACUCUGCAUCAUGUAGUUCAAGACCUCAGAGCAUUAUGAAGUAAACCAGUAUCUAAACCAGAGGAGAGUGCAACACAUAGCCUGUAGCUUAAAUCCUAGUCACACCAUGAAAAUGUAGACUGGGGAGAUUGUUGUGUACCGACUGUUCUAAUACAUCCUGAAAAAAUAGGAAGACAAUGUUAGCAUUCACAUCCAGUCAGACGGGUGGCAUCCUAUAGCCUAGAAUCAGAAAUGCACCAUGAAAUAAUAAUGAUAGAAUUCAAAUGCAGUAUACAACAGAGCUACAGUGGUUUACCAACAGUAGAUUUCUUUAUGGGAUCAGUCAUAAAAAUCAUAACAUUUUAAGUAAAACACAUUUGAAUGGAGGAUGUUUAAUGCAUCUGCAAAUAUGUAAGUGCAGUUGUGAUCUGUGAAUAGAAACAACAGGAUCAUCAUUAUUAAUCCAAUCCAAUCCACUUUAUUUGUAUAGUACAGGGUUCCUACACAAGUACGAAAAGUAUGGAAAUAAAUUUGAUCAAUUUCUAGGUCUUAAAAAUUAUCGAAAAUGAAAAAUAAAGUAUAGAAAAACAUUAUGUUUCCAGGCUAUUACCACAGUUCUAAAAUACUGUUGUCUAAAAUAGAAAAGUAGGUAUUUCCAAAAAUAAUUCUAAAAAGUAGGGUAUGGAAAAGUAUGGAAGUUACAACUGUGUAGGAACCCUGAUAGUAUAUUUGAAAAACAAUCAAGUUUAGCAAAGUGCUGCACAGUGUGGUAAAAUAAGUUAAAACACACAGAACAUAAAGCGCUGUCAGAGAAUAUAAUAGAAUAAAGCAAAAGAAUCAUAAUAAAUUAUAAUUAUUAUAAAUCACAAUGAAUCAUAAAUGAUAAAGAAAUAAAAACACUGUAAGAACAAAUCAAAAUCCAAUAAAAGAACAGACAGAGACAGAAACCACACAACUCUCAUGCUGGGUUGAAAGCCAAGGGGUAAGGUGUGAUACACUGAAGAGCAAACCUGUCUCUAUGACAUUUAAAUUCCAGCCAUUUGUCUUUUUCCAUUCUUCACUCCUCAUAUGUAUUGUGUACUCUGCACAGACUAUGUUCCAGCGUGUAAAAGCCUCCUGCGUAGUGAUUGGCUGACCAGACUGGGACAACAAAUGCACCAUAAACUGGAACCAGAACAAUACCAGUACUGGUGAUAACUGACUGUGUGCUUUAAUGAAAGAACUGUUUAAAGAGAUUAGGACACUGCCAAUGAUGAUUUGGUCAUCAAAUGCAAUCUAAAAAUACUUUGUAUUCAAUACUUUGGCCAUGACCCAAUAAUGUAUUAAUGUAACCCUCUGUGGCUCUGUCUAAAUUAAUAAUUCAGGAUCGCUGGAUUUUCCUAUAAAAGCUUAAUUACCCUCACACUGACCUCGAGCAACCCGAGAAAAGGAAUGAAGACUUGAGUUCCUCCUGUAACACUUGGGAAAGUUAUCAUAAAUGAACUUGAAUGAAACCAUUUCAUUUAGAAUUUUGAGUAAUCUAAGAGAUUAACAGUCAGAUUACUUUUUUUUUUUUUUUUUUUGCAGGCCAGUGCUUAAUCCUUAUUAUUUGAGUGUAUUAUAAAGUAACUCUUGUAGCUCAGAUGAGAUGUGGCAGCACAGCAGUCAAAGCCACAGGAUAAAAGCUUGAUUGCGUUGUAAGGGGCACUAAGACCCAGUGACGGGUCGGGCGCUGCCUGGAGAGAAGCUGGUUAGUAGAAUGAGAGUAUGGCUGGGAGCCAGCAUUGGACAGGACAGCCAAGGAGAGGCAUAUCAGAUUACACUGCAUGCACAUGCCUGGAGAGAUGGGAACUGAUAGACCUAGGGCUGCACAGAAGCAUUUCCCUCAGCCAGGCUUUAUCGCAUACAUCUGCAGGAUCUAUAGCCGGCCAGCUGGAAAGAUAAUGCAGAUUUUAAACAAUGACAGAGCAAUGUACAGUUGUCUAUAGAUGGAGCAACAGAACAUCUCUUUUUUCAAAUGUAGUUAGAUUUCACUGAAGUUGUGAUACAUUUGUGUGAAAAGAUAUUGGAAAUCCUUAGUUCUGUGUAGUAUCUAGAAACACACAGGACAUUCAACUUAUCUAAUGUCAUUUAUGUUCCACUUUGUCUCUAGAGAUUUCCACAUGUACGUCAUUUACUAUCAGAUGGUGUAAUUAUAUUCAGUGUCACUGAAUCUGUCAGGUGAAUCAUAAUUCACUCAUCAGGGGGCACAACCUCAUCCUGAGUGUUAAUUGUAGAGAAACCAUGUCAUGUUGCUACGUUGCCAUGCUCAAAGUGAUUGUUUCCGUCUGCUUUGUGGAAUAAUUUCUUACCUUAGAACCUCUCUGUCUUUUAGGUAUGGGAAAAUUGUAUCCACUAAGGCCAUCCUGGACAAGACUACAAACAAGUGCAAAGGUGAGCUCUACAAACAUCAGCUGCUUGAAAGUAACUGCUGAGCAGGGACUGAAAGGUCAGGUGGUACAGAGGGGGCAAACUCAGCUCCAAAGUAUGUCAGUGUGUCAACUCUGAACUGAACUCUCUGAAAGGUUGCUGAGGUGUGACACCAGGAUUACUGGGUCACGUGUAGACACAGAGAUUGUUGAUUUUUUUGUACAAAGGUUGCAAAGGUUGGCCACUCUGAAAGUAGCCAACUAUUUUUAGGAUAUUUCAAAAGAGGACACAGCUUGUUGCACCAAAUGUAAACAAAGCAGAAGCUCUUAUCUCUUAGCUGAUCUUGUCCUGACUCCUGCAGAUGAACAAAAAGUGUUUUCUGGUAAAAAUCUCAUCCAACUAACUUUUAACAAUCAUAACUCUUCCUUUGAAUUUCUGAUCUUUAAAAACAUAUAGAGGGAGCUUUUAUUUACAUCCUUGAUUCUCACACCUACUGCCGCAGCAUUUACAGGUAUUAAAAAUAACUUAUAAAUUCUUGCAGAUGAUGGUUUUUUUUUUGCUUUUUGAGAUCAUAUUGAGGCAUCAGUUUUGAUUUUCUUUUGUUUCAUAACCAGCCGAAAACUCUGCACACUAGCCUCAAGCAUAAAACGUAGGCUGAGGGGUUUUACAGAUUUUCAGAAACAAGGGUGGAUUUCAAAAUUGCUUCCAGAUUGUGAACAAUUCUGACAGACUGUAUGUGGUAUAAUCUGCUAUAAAUUUAGCACAUACUGCUUUUUUGCUUGAAAUAAAUGUUUUAUCUUGUCUGCUUUGCACAGCUGUUUCUCUUCAACUUCAUGUCCUCAGUAUGCUCAUGUAUUCAUUAACACCUGAGCCUAUCAGUUAAUGGAAACACAAAGGUGAAAUAACCUCACAAGCACAACCACACAGGAGCUCUUACCUCUGUUCAGGUGUGUUGUGUUGUGUCGUGUAACUCCUGAUUUGUCCUCCUUUUUGAAAGGUACCAUGCCUUUAGUAUGAAAUACCUCAUAUUUUCAAUCAAACUGUAAUUAUACCCAAAAAUAUUUGUGGUCCAGGUGGAGACAUUUACAAAUCUCUACAAGCUACUGGCUUCAUUAGUUCAAUUCUCAUCUGUGUUUAGAUGAGCUAGCACCACGCACUAUAUCACACAGUCAUAACUUGUAUAUGUUGUUUGUGCGACUGGUCUCUGCAGGCUAUGGUUUUGUAGACUUUGACAACCCCACGUCAGCUCAGAAGGCGGUGACGGCGCUGAAGGCGGGUGGCGUGCAGGCUCAGAUGGCCAAGGUAAGAACCCUGCUUAAGUUUGUUAGUUUUUGGUUUCUUUGUUUCAAACAGCUUGUUUAUCAGAGUCAAAUUCCCAGCAUUUUGACAGUGACUCAGCAAAAACUUGAGUUUAUCAUCUCAAAAAUAAAUCUUGAGUCAUUACUCUUGCAGUGGAAAGGUUGUUGCUCCUGCUUACCUGCUACUUGAGAGUUUCCUCUGAAGCAAUUUCUCUAUCCUCCACAUUUUUUGUCAUUAUUUACAAUUAUAAGUCAAUUAAACCUCAGUUUAUCUGUCUGCACAUGCCUAUGUGGAUAAUAUUCUCCUUGCAUAUUUGGGUGUGUGCUUAAAUCUGUCUGUUUUAGGGGAAUAAAUGUUCCAGAGAUAAUGUGUGCGUGUGUAAAACAAGAAUUCAUGGGAGCACACAGGUACAUGUGUGUUCACAGUGUGUACGUGUGUCUCUGUUGCUUCAUCGUGGUGACGGUGUUGAGGGAGCGUGCUCCCUGUACAAAGGACCUGUCUGUUCUCCCUGGUGGCAUCUGACUCAGUGUCUGAGCAGCUCCCCAGUCAGCAGGGCCCUCUGCCCAGCCGACCGCCCUGUCAACACACACACACACACACACACACACUCACAUACACAGAGAUACAUACAGCACCCUUGACAAUCACACAUGUACUCCAUAGGCUGCUCUUGUAAGGGAUUAUGACACACACACAAGCAUGUACACGCACGCUCCCAACACCCUGGGAAAGCUGAUCUCUCGUUAAGCUGGAUCACUGACAUUCAUACGGCUCCUCUGUCGCAAAAUAACUCAAUUCCCUCUUCUACUUCAUGCUGGGUUUACAACAUGGCCUAUGUUUGCGUCAAUUUUCUCUAUGAGUCAGUCUGACUCAUUCGCAGUUGAAACCCACAGCAGGUCCUCUCUGCUCGGCGGCUCACUCUCCCGGGUUCGGGCUUCAUCUGUAGUUCGCACUGCUGUGAAAGAGGAAGAGAGGGCCAAGGUGAAGGAGAAAUCACCUUCACCACAGGUUGCAGCAAUUGCUUAUGCAUUAUUCAUGGGAUGGAAAUUAAUUCGUGCUGCAUUUACAGGUUUUUAAUCACAUCUGCACUCUGAGAUAAUGAAUAUGCAGAAUGGUUAGAGGCUGAUACAGACUGGUUAUCUGUAAAGAUCCUGCUUUUUCAAAUCAGAUUUGUUGGAGCAGGAGAGAAAAAAACACGGAGGAGUUCAUAUCCUCAGUUUGAAGAGCUUCUACCUGGGUGUUUCUACGUAUUCAAGUUCACAAAGUUGCUCAACUUGUGAGAUUGAUGCAAGCAAACAGAUCUGGCCAACAUUCAAAGUCAGGAUAACUAUAUGAAUAAGUCCCUUGGAUGCAUAUUACGUAUUAUUACUCUGACCUAGGAAGCAGAAUGAUAACACGCCUGGCGGGGAAAUGAUAAGCACAAUGCUUCAGAUGUUCCUCAGGUCAUGCCAGAGGUCUUUGUCUAAAACGUCUCAGCUGUGAUUCUCCAGUGACUGAAAGCACAUAAUCGCUGUAGAUCAUCCGCAGUUGGAGGGCCAUUAGAAAUGUAAUUAUGCUUUGAUGUCACAUUACCUGGAUCCUAUGCUUUCAUCCCCUUGAGAGGCUUGUCUCGCUCAGUGAGUGUUUUCUACCCUCAUGGUAAUAAUGUGUGGGUAAUGCAGGGAGGAACGUUUGUAGGAAAAGAGGUUCUGUGGGUGAGAAAGUGUAAAAAAGACAGAAAUGGAGGGAAAGGUUCAGCUGAAGUACAGCCAGAAUACUAUCUCCACCAUCUCUGUGUGGAUUUUUUUCUCAUUAGACCUCAUCCACCCAGCUCACUUUCUCUUACAAGGCCAAAAUGAAAUGAUCCUUUAGUCAUAAAACCCUCUUGAUGUCUCUCCUCGCCUCUGAAUUUUGAAAAGCUGCUGACUUUUUGAUUAUGGAAACUAAGAGCUCUGUCUGCUCCACAUCCUGAUUCUUGAACCUCUCAUGGCUUUUUUUCCCCAUUCAGCAACAGGAGCAGGACCCCACCAACCUAUACAUCUCCAACCUUCCUCUGUCCAUGGACGAGCAGGAGCUGGAGAACAUGCUGAAGCCCUUCAGCCAGGCCAUUUCCACUCGUAUCCUCCGUGACGCCAAUGGAACCAGCCGAGGAGUGGGCUUUGCCAGGUAAAUGCUUCGGCUAUUUAGCGUUAAACAUUCAGUCUGCUAGUUAAAACUGAUCACUGAGGUUGGAGCUGAAUGUACUAUGAUGAAAAUAUACAGUUAUAAGAAGAAACAAGUAGUCAUUGUGAGUAAAAGAUCAGCUUUAUUUUCUUGUAUUAAUCAAGGUGAGUGAGCCCUCUGGUGGCCAGUACAGGUAGGAAGUCUGAAUGGAAGUUUACUCUGUGUCACACAACAACACGAAGUAAACUUUGUAUUAACUUUCCUUUUAGGAUGGAGUCAACAGAGAAAUGUGAAGCCAUUAUCCAACACUUUAAUGGAAAAUAUAUCAAGACUCCACCUGGAGUUCCAGGUGAGCUUUCUAUCCUUUCUUGUUUAACUGAAACAACUUAAAAAAUAUAUAUACCUUUACAUUCUCAUUCUUAAAACACAAAUCCUCCUGAUCAUUCCAGUGCCAUCAGAACCCUUGUUGUGUAAAUUUGCCGACGGAGGCCAGAAGAAGCGUCAGAGCCAAGGCAAAUAUCUCCAGAAUGGGCGGUCCUGGUCGAGAGAUGGGGAGAGUGUGAGUUCUUCAUGUCCUGAUGACUUCUGAGGAAACACAGCUUUGGGUGGCUGACUAAUAACACAGAUCUUUGUCUUGCUUUUUCAGGGAGGGAUGACCCUUACAUAUGACCCCACCACAGCCUUACAGAACGGGUCAGUUCUACCACUGGAAUUAACCCUGUGUACAUAUGCAGAAAACAUGACAUGAUGUGGUGUUGACAAUUAUGUCUCUCUCUUUCUCUGUAUAUUACUUUAUAUAGGUUCUACUCCUCUCCAUACAGCAUUGCCCCAAACAGAAUGAUUGGGCCGUCCUCCCUUUCUCCAUACAUGCAUUCACCUGUGUCCACAUACCAGGUACAGUCAGAGCCUCAAAGCUUAUGAAACACCACCAACCACACUUUCUCUUAAGUGUGUCUUAUCCUGGUUUAUAUAUAUUCUUCUUGUUCAUGUAGGUACACAACCCCUCCUGGUUACAUCACCAGUCGUACAUCAUGCCACCCACAGUGAGUAUCAUCCCACUUCUUGUUUUUGUUGGCUUUUUAUAUUGCUUUAUACUCUCUCAGGCUGUCUGAAUAAGAGCCUCUUUGUACUGAUAAUAAGAAUGAACACUUCUGUUUGUUCUCCACAGGGAGCAGUUCUGACACCAGGAAUGGAGCACACCAUGUCCAUCCAGCCGACGUCCAUGAUUGGACCCCUGACGCAGCAGCUUAGUCACCUCUCCAUGGGCAGCAGUGGCACAGUCAGUGGAAAAGCUAGUAUUCACUCAAAAAUGAAAACGCAGGUUGUAGUAAAACUUGAGGUCAUUAAUCAAGCAAAAUAUCAGACAUUCGCCCAAUGUAAAGAAUUUUUAGAGUAUAAUCUGCAUGUCAUGGCUCCAUGCAAGCUGUUCUCUGAAUGAAGCAGGAUUGAAGACUGUGAAUAGAGUACACAAUACACAGUCUAUUAGCAGGAUAUUAUUUUUAGCUUGUCCUGAUUUAAUAACUCUAAUUGUCCAAACAAACUGAAUCUACUCAUCAAUCUGGACAAUUUAGCAGGAACAGAUGUACCAGACUGAUUCAAUUACUUAAAACUGCUUGUAAUACAAACAUUAAACUAACAAAAAAUACUAAAUGCCAUAAUCUGCUGGUUGGUUUACUACAGAAAAUUAAGUCUCAUUGGUUGAAAUCAUGUUAUUCAUCCUAGUUCAACGUAAAUUAUCAUAACAUUUGCCAAGUAGUAUUUGAUUGAUAGCUACAGAUAAUUUAAAAGAAAUAGUCUAAACCAUUCAUUACUGUCUGAAUAAACAAACUAAGAAUUUACAGCUACUUGAGUCAAUGAACAGAAAGCUCAUUCUACUUUUUUCAUGCAGCUAUUAUUGAUCCUCAAAAGUCAAAACUACAUUGUGCAGAUUUAUGCUCAAGGAUGUUCAGCAACAAUAAAAGGUGUCACGUUUAGCGGAAUUAUUAAUUUCUUUAAAGACUAUACAUGUAUUGCAGGAUAAGUUUGUGAUCACAAGGUAGCAGAAACUGGCAGUCAGAUAGAAUGAUCUCAGUUUUCGUUUUCGUAGCUGAUAGUUCAUUGUUUUUAGAGCUACCAAAUCUUUGAAUGAAGGUAACUGGACUUUUAUUUUGGUAAAUCAGCAGGUUAGCAGUUUGAGAAGCCCCCUCUGUUACUCUAGUCUAGAUUAACAAAGACGUGUAGCUUUGACCACUGUAUCAUUAUACAAGUGUUAUUGCCAAUGUAGCUGUAAUGUCUAAUGAAGCUAUAAUGUUCCUCCUGCAGUAUAUGCCUGCAAACACAUCUAUGCAGGGGACGUAUAUCCCCCAGUACACCCAAGUGCCUGCCACCAACAUCUCAGUCGAGGUAAUGUCCUCUUCUUUCAAGAACAGUGUGCCACUAAAAGGUUGAAGACUUACUCAUGGGUUUAAUAUUCAAUGCCUCUCUCUCUCAGGAAAGUGCCGUCCAACCACCUGUUGCCAUAGAGACACCCACAGAACACACAACCUACCCCUACCAGCAUAACAAGUGAAGAGGUGGGUUCAGUCAUAGCUCAUUUUGCAUGUAUGGAAAUCCAAAAGGAUUGUUUUGUCUAGCUAUUUUAUGUCCUUCUUCAGUGAGAUCAAACAUGGUAACAUAACAGUAAGGAAAAUGUGGUGCUGGAUUGCUCUAACAUUAAUUUACAAAAGUUGAGCAACAAACUUGAUGACGUACAAAGCACUUAAAAGUACAUGAACAUGUUAAGUGGAUUAAGGUUAAGUGCAAAGACACACUGCUUCAAGUAGUGUAUCAAGAGAGUAUGACAGGUAAAGUCACACUGUGAGCAACUUAGAGGAGAAAUGGCAGGAGGUAAUACUGCAUGUGGUGUUAAAAGCACAAUGGGUGACCCUUACUGUUGUAAAGGAAUAUUGCAAAUUAUAUGAAUUAAUGAGCAUAAACAAAGAAUUUAUGCUUAACAGUAAUCUUGCAAACUGCAGUGAAAAGUGUUAAUGCACACAGUGUGAGACAGUGUGAACAAGAGACUGACAACUGUGUAAUGGUAAAAAUACACUCAGAAGAUCAUCUCACAACUAGGUGAGGUUAAACUGCAAUCAGCAGGAGCUUGACUGAGAACAAAAAAAAGGAAUUUCCAGAGAGGCUGAGUCCCUCAGAAAUAAAGAUGGGAAGAGACUCAUCACUCUGUGAGACACAGACCAAGGAAGUUAUUUAACAAUUUCAAAAUAAUGUUGCUCAGAGUAGAAGUUUAAAUCAUUUGGAGGCUUCAUCAUCUGCAGUAUGUAAUAACUUUAAAAGAUUCUGUACAAAAAUAUCUACACAACAGGAACAAGGCGGAAAACUAAUACUGGAUGGCUGUGAUCUUCAGGCAAACAUGUGGCACUGUGUUAAAAACAGACUUAACUCUGAAGUGGAAACCACUGCAUGGGCUCAAAAUCACCCUAAAAAACAGUCAGUCAUUGCUGCAUCCACAUGUGCAGUUUAAAAUUGUACCAUGCAGAGAGGAAACAAUGAACAAACAUCCAGAAAUGUAGGGACUUCUCUGAGCCCUGUUUGAGGCGAACAGAGGAAAUCAUGGACGCCACAUCCUCCACUCUGAAGGAGAUUAUAUACAAGGCCUGUAAUCAGCACACAGUUCAAAAGCCACCAUUAGUGCUGAAUAAUAUAUACAGGUUUUGGAGCAACAUAUGCUGUCAUCCAGACAAUGCCUCUUCUUAGGGGAGACCAUGUUUCAGCAGGAUACUACCAAACCAAACCACAUUCUGCAUGUAGUACGGCAGCAUGGCAGAGUUGUGGGAGAAUCCUGGGACCUAACUGGCCUGUCCAUCUGUCCAGAGUCCUAACUUGUCAUUCACUUAAAACAUUAAAUGCAUCAAAAAAUACAACAAAGGAGACCCCAAACUUGUGAAAAAGUGAGCUGAUAUAAUGUAUAAUGCUUUAGAAACCCCAGAAACGGGUGAAACUAGGGAUGUAAAAUAUAGCGCUAGAUUAAAAUGUUAAAAUGCAACGUGAAAUCCAAUUUUCAUAAGAUAUGAGAAUUAGUAAUACAUAUGAUGACCUGCUCUUUUUGUAGCGUGUCUCAAAGUGACACUUUUUUAUCAAAUGGAACUAUUGGAACAAUGACAGACCAAAACAGAGCUUGUGUUAUGAAGCUAAUUUUGCACAUGAUACAAAAAGGAGUAUUGCAAUUGAUGAUAAACAAAGCACAGCGUUGGUAUUGACACUGGAUCAGCUGAUGAUAUGGGAAGUAUUAGCUCUUAUCUCUAACUGGCCUGUUUCCCCCCUGUAUUAGGUCUUCCUCUGGAGCCAGAGUGAUCCCCAAAGAGCUCAAGUGCUUGAAAACUCAACACAGUGACUCUGCAUGUAAGGCGCUCAACGCUCUGGAGGAACACGGACUGUGAUGCAGAAAGGACAAACAAAAGAUUUUUUCUACAAACUCAUAUUUUCAAACAAAUUCCUUUUUUUUCCCCAAGAAAGCAAGACUGGAGGACCACACACACACAACAGGAGCAAUGGAGGAUUAGAAGAAGGAGCGUCUGUUUUGAUUGCAGUCAAGAAAAGUCACAGACACCACAAGGUUUAAAAGAGUUCCUGAAGCAGGAAAAGAACAGUUCCAACGUUUUGUUCUGAGUCGCGUUUUGUUUGGACCUUUUGUAAGCUGUUCUGUUUUUUCCUGUUUUGAAUUUGCCUUUUUUGUACAUAAUUCCUUGCUGUGUUUCUAGCUUCAUGUUUCCUAGUUUUACUGGUUGAUGCAAAUAUUUGAACCUUACAAGGUUGAAAAAGAUGAGCAGCGGUCUUUUCAAAAACUAGGGUCUCAUCCUUUUGGCAGAUAUGGUGCUGACUUGGAUUAGUUUCUCUUCAAUUCUGUCAGGUGAUGAACCUCAUUUCAAGAGCGUUUAGUUCUUAUUGGCACUUCACUCUCAUAGUUUAGAGUUCUAACAAUCUUAACAAAAGCUUCAGACAAUCAUACGAUUACAAAGAAGAGAGGAAACAGUCGUUAAACGGAUUUAAAGCAUUCCAGAGAUGGUCACGGAAAGUUAUUCGUCCCCUUCGAGCCGUACCUCUUGAUAAAAUCCAAAGUUGCUUUUUACUGGGAUCACAUCUCACACAGAGCUGCCUGUAAAUAAGAGAUUUAAAUGUAUGUCGGCUUUCCUUCCAUUUCCUUCCCGUUUAGUAAUGCUUCAGUUGUAACAACAAUAUUGUCCAGACACUGCACUUCCAUUCAGUGUCUCCUCACAUCCCUUUUAAAAAAAAAGGGAAAUUAAACUUUCUUUUUCUUAAAAUUGUACUUUAUAGAGUGAGAGUUGGACGUUGUUGUCAGAUGAAGUUGUUACUGUAAAGACAUGGAGAUCAACAGGUAAAGUGUAGAUCUGUAUCUUCAGAAAAACACUAAGGCUAGGAUAGAGAAUCCUUCGAUACUGGCUGUUGUUGUUUUUCCUUCAGCUUCAGUUUUUCGGCUUCAUGUUUUUUUUUUUACAACUCUUAUUUAAAAGUUUGGUUUUUUUUAAUCCAGUUUUUAAUGCUUAAAAGAUUUGUCCUUUUUUUCAGAAGCCUUGAUUUUAUUUUUAUAGUGUGUUGUGUACUUUGAAAGUAAGAAGUAGAUGUUUUCAGCUUUUCUGUCUCUAAUUUGUUGUAAUUUAGAGAUGAAUGAUGAAUCUUUUCUCAGUCUGGUUCCGGUGCUGUUGUCAAAAACGUUUUAUCGUGUUUUUUUUUUUUCUGCAGAUGUUUCAGGUUUUUUUGUGCCACAACUGUUGGCAUCCGGUGACUCCUGAUCACAGAUAACUCAUGUAUGCUAGGUUCAGAUGCAUCGUUACAGUUUGUUGUGCCCUAAGCAGUCGGGAACAAUGUUUAUUGCAGACGUUUAUGUUCAAAAACCUCAACUUACCUCAUCCUGCCAGAGCAGCGUAGAUUCAGUUAGUGUACAAGGUUCACAGGCAAUAACCAACUACAGGAGGUCUCAUGGCUGUUCACAGCUGGUUCUGUGUCAACUUCCUUUAACUCUUCUGUCCAAUAUACACCCAAGGUCUUGUGAUCUAUGCAAUUUAUUUAUUAUCUUUAUAAAUGCAAUACUACAGAUAUCCAAGAACCACCUCACUCCACGACUUCAGGCUCUCAUUGCGGUUAUUUUUGAUAUACAGUACAUGCUUUCAGAUUUGUGUGUUUUUCUGACUUGACACAUGGUUCAUUCAUCACUGCAUUAAAAAGGGAACUGUUUCAAACCAUUAUGUGGUUUUUCACAUGACUGUAGGAAAUGUAGAAACUCUAGAAAAGUCUGUGAAGACAAGCUGCCAACUCGUCUAUCAUGCUUCGAUUUGAAAGGAUGCCUUUAAAGGGUUGUUUCGUGUAAUUCUUCAUUCCAUCCAGUUGUUUUUUUAGGUCAAAGCUUCAUGUCUGACCACCUCCUGUUUGUUAACUUCUGCUCUCUUGAGUAAUCGUUGCAGGUGUCUUUUUUUUGUUAGUUUUUUUGUAAUUCAUGGAACCAUUCAUUUCCAGGUGAAAGUUUAACUUCACAUAAAUGCCUUAGAUUUCACUGAAGAAGAUGGUGAAGUGCUUUUUGGUUUGGAUUUGGUGUGCUUGAACUCUUGACUGGAACUUGCUUUUACCACACUGCUAGUGUUGAAAAGAUUUGUCUUCUAUCGAACUCCUCUGAACCGAUCGAUGAAGCAAAGAGUAAACAGCUUUUUAUUGUUUCCAGAAAACUGAAAAGAAAAUAUUGAAAGAAUAAAACUGUUGCUGCUAAUUUUGGAUCACUGUUGGAAGUCUAUCAGUCUAAGGUCACUCAUUUUCAAGUCCUUACGGGAUUGGUUUGUGUCUCACGUUCAUCUGUCUGUAUGCAGUCUUUUUGUGAAUAAACCUAUCCUCAGUCUGUCUAUGUCAUGAUGCAGCUUUGUCUUCUUCUCUACUUUUAACUUGGUUUGUUUUUUUGUUUUUAAAUAAAGGUUUUCCACUGCGG
Xyrichtys novacula (pearly razorfish) is the source of this 21904-nucleotide messenger RNA. The record is from the annotation of a GenBank genome assembly. Lineage: Eukaryota; Metazoa; Chordata; Actinopteri; Labriformes; Labridae.